AUGAUCAAAACGCUCUCGACUCCUAAAAGCAUUUGGUAUCUUGCAUGCAUCAUGGUGCCCAAUCCUCCAGAGUCAGAGCUACGCCAAAACCUUAUUCAAGAUGUCGAGCGAUUGUCCGAUUUCCGACUUAUCCACAUCGAGGCAUACACCAUUCACGUCGACAUGAGGGAUCGGGACGAGGUGGCCUUCAAGCUGACCACCGAGUCGAUCAACUCCCUUGUAGAGUACUACGAAAGAUACCACCGCGUUGGUCUCGUGGCGAAGAUGCAUGAGAGGUCUGGGAAUGAUCGAAUGCGGAAUAAGGUGCCCGAGGACUUUGCACGCGCCAUCAACGAGUUCGUGUACCGUACACAUGUCUCCGCUUUGGAAGGUCUCGAAGAGGACGGAACCGGCGAGUUCCUGGUUAAUGAUAGUGAAAGGGUGAAGGACAUCAUUCUGGGCAUGAUUGAAUCACCUGAUGGGACCUCUAUUAUCUCUCGAUUAUCUUGA
Messenger RNA from Colletotrichum tamarilloi, 489 nucleotides. RefSeq lists its product as uncharacterized. Bases 1 to 489 code for a protein of 162 amino acids. The record is from RefSeq and is a predicted model, not a curated record. The transcript has a single exon. Lineage: Eukaryota; Fungi; Ascomycota; Sordariomycetes; Glomerellales; Glomerellaceae.